Molecule: messenger RNA, 1530 nt
Organism: Fusarium pseudograminearum CS3096
Lineage: Eukaryota; Fungi; Ascomycota; Sordariomycetes; Hypocreales; Nectriaceae
Exons: 3
Coding region: 1-1530 (509 amino acids)
Biological process (GO): transmembrane transport; allantoate transport; dipeptide transport
Cellular component (GO): plasma membrane
Molecular function (GO): allantoate transmembrane transporter activity; dipeptide transmembrane transporter activity
Source: RefSeq, a predicted model, not a curated record
AUGUCUUCAGGCGAUGACACAACGGGCCACGGACCUGCAAUAGAGGACGUCACAAGCGGAGAGAAACAUGUCCGCCAACAAGAUGAACUUUCAAUUAUUCCUGAAGAAUUCGACGCCGAAGAGGAACAGAGGCUGGUGAAGAAACUGGAUCUUUUUAUCAUGCCCAUUAUGGCAGUGGUUUACUUCUUCCAAUAUAUCGAUAAAAACUCAAUCAACUACACCGCCGUCUUUGGCCUCAGAAGCGAUUUGAAACUCACAAGCAAGGAUUACUCUUGGGCCGUUUCCAUAUUCUACGUCGGCCAAUUGGUAUCUCAGUAUCCAGCUGCUUAUGUCCUCAGUCGCUUCCACAUCACACGGUUUAUCGGCGCCACAAUCAUCACGUGCGGUGUUAUGGAGAUGUGCAUCGGAGCAUCGCAGGAUUUUGAAGGCCUCGCUACUUGUCGUUUCUUACUAGGCUUCGCCCAAGCUGCCGUAUCUCCCGCUUUCAUCAUCCUCACGUCCAACUGGUACCGUCAACACGAGCACCCGAUGCGUGUCGCGACAUGGUUAUCGAUGAAUGGAAUCAGCCAGAUAACUGGGGGUCUUCUCAUGUACGCUCUUGGCGACAUGGAGAUGGAAAUCCGCAGUUGGAGAGUCAUGUUUCUUGUCUUUGGAGCGUUGACUAUACUCUUUGGUUUCCUGUUCGUGGCCAUGAUGCCCGUUGACACUGCAACCGCCUGGUUCUUAAAUAAGCGGGAGAGAGAGGUUGCUACAGGGAGACUAGCCAUGGAUUGUGCAACAAGCAAUACAGGAAACUUUGACUAUCAACAGAUGCGUGAGGCGCUAGGUUCGCCCCUGUCAUGGCUGUACUUCUUCAUGGCGUACUACAUAGCGUCUGCCAAUCCUAUCACAAAGUAUUCCUCCAUGGUUAUCGAUGGAGUCGGGUUCUCCAAGUUCGAUUCGAUGCUCGUUGGACUUCCCGCUGGUCUACUAAACUUCAUCACCUCCUGGGUUUCAGCUUUAGUUCCCAAGUUCUUCCCCGAUACCAGGAUAUACACAGCUAUUUGUCUCAUUCUGAUACCCUUGUCUGGCUCCAUAAUGCUUUUCGUCUUUUCCUCUCAGACAAACGAAACUUAUUCUUGGGGUGUCGUGGUCUCGACGUGGCUGGCAACAUGUUACACUGCACCACUCUGCUCGUGUGCUGGCCUUCUAGCCAGCAAUGUUAAAGGGAAUACCAAAAAGAGCGUUGUUGGUGCUGCAUUCUUUAUUGCGUAUAGCAUUGGCAGCAUCAUAGCGCCGCAGAUGUGGGGGAGGAAGGGCGACACGCGGUAUCUCACUGGGUACACAUUUACCAUUACCAAUUGGUGUUUGCUGAUGCUUGUGCUUAUCACAUACCUUGCAAUUAUCAAGAAAGAGAACAGAACCCGUGAUUGUCGGGCUGCCAGUCGACGUGUAGACCCGGAGGGUGGAAGAGAUGAUGCUCUGAUUGGUGUGUCUGAAGAUUCGGAUCUCACAGAUUCGCUAGACAAGAAAUUCCGAUACAGCAUGUAG